Messenger RNA from Calypte anna (Anna's hummingbird), 2523 nucleotides. RefSeq names its product hexosaminidase D (gene HEXD). The record is from RefSeq and is a predicted model, not a curated record. NCBI's taxonomy places the organism in Eukaryota, Metazoa, Chordata, Aves, Apodiformes, Trochilidae. The transcript has 12 exons. Gene Ontology annotation, biological process: carbohydrate metabolic process. Bases 51 to 1469 code for a protein of 472 amino acids. Gene Ontology annotation, molecular function: hexosaminidase activity.
AGAGCAAUCGAUGCCGGAGAGAGGCGUGAGGAGGCGGGCAUGAGGCCGGCAUGGAGGCGGGAGGGCCGCGGAGGCGCCUGGUGCACCUGGACCUGAAGGGCGCUCCGCCCCGUGCCUGCUACCUGGCGGAGGUGCUGCCUCUGCUCCGCGCCCUGGGCGCCACGGGGCUGCUGCUGGAGUACGAGGACACCUUCCCCUAUGCAGGGCCGCUGGAGCCGCUGCGGGCCCCCCACGCAUACAGCCCCUCGGAGGUGCGGGCGGUGCUGGGGCAGGCCAGGGCCCAGGGGAUGGAGGUGGUGCCGCUGGUGCAGAGCUUCGGGCACAUGGAGUUUGUGCUGAAGCACAAAGAGUUCUCACAUCUCCGGGAGGUGAAGGUGUUUCCCAACGCUCUCAACCCGCACAAGGAGGAGUCACGGGCACUGGUCAAAGCUAUGAUUGACCAGGUCAUGGCACUACAUGAAGACUUAAAAUGGUUUCACAUUGGAUGUGAUGAGGUCUACUACCUGGGCGAAGGAGAGGAGUCCAAGCAGUGGCUGCAGCAACAAGACAAUACUCCAGAGAAGCUGUGUUUAUCCCACAUAAAAGUAGUUGCAAGUAUUGUGGUCUCAUCUUACCCCAGAGUGACACCCAUUGUGUGGGAUGACAUGCUCAGAGGGAUAAGUGAGGAAACAUUGGCAGAGUCUGGGGUCCCACAGCUUGUGCAGCCAAUGAUCUGGGACUACACAGCAGACCUUGAUGUGGAGAGCAAAGUGUGUCUUGUAGAGAAGUAUCGUAGAUGUGGCUUCUCCAAGGUGUGGUUUGCCAGUGCUUUUAAAGGAGCUACAGGAGUGAAUCAGUCUCUAACCCUUAUUGGACACCAUUUAAGAAACCACCUUCAGUGGCUGAAAGUGGCAAGCAACAGCCCCACUGAUGUCCUUGAAGGUAUUGUGCUGACUGGGUGGCAAAGGUAUGAUCACUUCUCUGUUCUGUGUGAGCUUCUUCCUGUGGCAAUUCCAUCACUGGCUGUAUGUCUCCAGACACUAGAGAAUGGUGGCUAUUCUGCAAAGAUCAAAGAAAACGUGGAAAAGCUCCUGGGAAUGACCAACCUGGAAACUGAUACUUUCAUGAGCACGAGUCUGGGGACUUUUCCUGGGAGCAAUAUCCUUACUCUUGUGACACAAGUUAGCUUCUACCUCAAGUCAUCAGUGGAUGAACUUCUUGAAAGGAACAAGUAUGUCACAGGCUGGUUCAGCCCAUACCACAGAAAAAGGAAGAUUAUUCAUCCUAUAAUAAUGCAUCACUUCCAGCCAGAUGCAGUAAGUCUUCUCUCCAAGUGGAAUGCUGUGGUGCAAGACCUCCAAGCAGCCAUGGAGCAAGUUUUCCACAAGUGUACUAUAGAGGAGUGGAUGGAGGAGAAUGUCCAGCCCAGCCUACAGAAGCUGCAGGAAGUGAUGAAUGAUUUAGAUAAAGCAAUAAAAGCACAAAAUUAGGGGCAUCUCAAUUAGUCUGUCUUACUCCAUGGGAAAAUAUGGCUAGUGCAAAUUUUAAGCAAGUCCUAUGGCCAGAGAUUGGCAUCUUCAGAGGUGAAACAACUGUGAUUAAACAAAAGUGACCUGAAGGCAUAAAGGAAUUUAUUAGUGUAAUAAACUUCAACUUUCUUUUAAUUUUCCUGUCUUAACACAUUGUUGAGCCUUAAUUCAGCUGCUCUGGAAGUCAGAUUUGCUCCCUUUGCAUAACAGAAUGCAGGAGUGAGAAUUCAGCUAUAUUACAAAGCAAGGGAAAAACCCAAUUUAUUCCAUUGUAGUAACAUACUCUCUGUAUAACAGUGGCCUGGAAAUGUUCUGCAAGUUUUACUAUAGUCAGCAGCCAACAUGUCAUCCCAUUUACAUUUUCUAUAAAACAAAAGGUUUAGUAUACUUUAAACAAGCUUUAAGUCCUUAUGGUCUGUACUGUGACUCCUUUGUCUUUCAGCUCUGUUGAGGUGUGUUCUACCAUUACAUCAUGGCAAAUCCUUCCACAGCACUUAGCAGCUUUGUUCCACAUUUUGUUUCGGAUUUUUUCAGUCUUUGAAACAUAUAAGAACACCGGUCUUAAAUCCAGCUUUGAUUAGCUUGGGACCAGGAAGUUAACAUCCAGUUUUUUGCAGGACUCUGAGCAAUUCUAGAUGCUCAGCAUGUUGCAGCAGAUGUGUGGAGGAACAUGUCCCAUCACAAUAGAGAGGGAGCUGCAGAAAGGGGUUUGUUACCCACAGUCAGUAACACUUGGGCUGUCAGAGGAAACUGCCUUAAUGUGUAGGACUUGUGGCUUUUUGCCAGAUCAUCAUCUAAGCUAAGCAGAGCUUCAUCCCCACAGAAAAAACACAUUGCUAUGUAAAACGUGACCAAGACUGCAGGUUCAUCUAAAUUUCAAGCAUAAGUCUACCAGAUAUGAGGGAAAAAUGCUGAACUGCAUUCUGAUUUAAUAUUGAACUUCUAAUAAUGUAUAGUGAUAAAUUUUGUGGGCUUCACUGGAGCACUCAUAUAGUCACCACAUGGGAAAGUAUUU